Annulohypoxylon truncatum is the source of this 2043-nucleotide messenger RNA. RefSeq names its product GMC oxidoreductase. The transcript has a single exon. The record is from RefSeq and is a predicted model, not a curated record. Bases 176 to 1903 code for a protein of 575 amino acids. Gene Ontology annotation, molecular function: flavin adenine dinucleotide binding; oxidoreductase activity, acting on CH-OH group of donors. Lineage: Eukaryota; Fungi; Ascomycota; Sordariomycetes; Xylariales; Hypoxylaceae.
CCUACCUAAGUAAGUAGGAUUUAUUCGAACUACCUGAUUCCAAUUAUCCUUACCUAGUAAAUAUUGACUCAUUGAACGUAAUCAGCAUUUGUAUCACAUUAAUCGAUGUAUAUCGCCAUUAUUUCAUUUCGAGUCAAGUAACCUAUAUACCCCGCCCCUUCACGAAUAAGCAACAAUGAAGCUAUACCAGAGCAUCUUACUCGUUUGCCUUUCUUGUCUAGUGUCAGCAUCGAAGAAUUCUGAGCCAUACGAUGCAGUGAUCGUUGGAGGAGGCCCGGCAGGCUUCGUACUUGCCUCGCGACUCUCAGAAAACCCAGACUUCAAGGUACUGCUCAUAGAAAGUGGGCCGGAUACGUAUACCAAUGAGACAAUCACGACCCCGAGGUAUGCCAGCCGGCUACAAGGGACUCAAUUCACUUGGAACUUUACGUCUGUUCCGCAGACUACUCUCGAUGGUGCUACACCACCAUUACAUCAGGGAUUCGGGCUCGGCGGAGGCAGUGCUGUGAACGUCAUGGCCUACUGCCGAGGAUCCAGUUCUGUCUUUGAUGAAUGGGCCAAUAUAUCGGGCAUAUCCGGACUAAAAUGGGAUAAUCUCCUGACCUAUUUCAAGAAAAGCACUAAUCUAUUUGUGCCGCCUGACCUCGACUAUGACCAGGUGAUCGACAGGGCAAACUUUGGCGAUUAUCAUGUCAAUGUCAGCUAUGAAACGAGCGAGCAACGAUCUAUAAUCGACAAUUCGUUUGUGAAUACGUGGGUCGCUAACGGUGGAAAAGAUGCCGACCUAACAUCUGGAAAAGGUAUUGGUAUGAUUAUAGGAGGUCCUCAUUCUAUCAAUCCAGCCAAUGGAACGAGAUCGUAUGCUUUACCUGCCUACGGAUUUGAACUUGCUGGACGCCCAAACUUUGAGUUAAUUGACGGCAGCCGAGUGAUCAGGAUCAACUUCGAGGAGACCAAGGCCGUCGGCGUGGACUACAUAGAUGUCUCAAACAACGAAACUUUUACUAUUAGGUCAAAAGAAACGAUUAUUAGUGCAGGAGCGGUCAACUCUCCACGCCUCCUCCUUCUCUCGGGAGUUGGUCCCAAAGAUGACCUCGAAGAACUCGGUAUUCCUGUUGUCGUCGAUAGUCCUGGAGUUGGGUUAAACUUCUUCGACCACCAUUAUAACGUCAUGAUGUUUAAUGCCACUCCUAAUAUCAUCACCAACAAACAGAUAAGCGAUCCAGUACUGCUCGCCUCCUUUUUAGCCGAAUACAAAGACAACGGAACAGGCCCCCUAUCAACUCCAGGCUCUUCCUCGUUCCUCGCGGAGAGGGUACCCGACGAGAUACUCGAUAGUUUCGGUGUGAAUGUCAGCUUUCAUAAGAGCUUACCGAAAGAUCGGCCUCAUUUGCUGUACCAGGGGUCGGCCUCUGCGAUGCUUCCAGCGCCCGACAGUUCCAAUACAUUUUCAAUGCACUCAGCCCUCGUACAGCCGGAGACACCUGGAUCCAUACGGCUCAACAGUUCGAACUGGCGUGAUAAUCCAGUACUCGAUUCCAAUUACUUCGGUUCCGAAGGCGACUUUGCUAUUGCUCUAUAUGGCUACAAGCGCAUGAUAGCCAUGAUGCGAUCAGACACGAUGAAGUCUGUAAUAGUGAACGAAAUAUAUCCCGGGCCCAACGUCACAAGUGAUGCGGGUAUCAAGGCAGCAUUCAUGGAAGCUGCUCUCUCGUACCAUCAUCCAGUGGGAACGAAUUCUCUCGGGACAGUGUUAGAUGAGAGCUUUAGGGUGAAAGGUGCGCAGAACUUGAGAGUGAUCGACUCGAGUGCUAUCCCGCGACUGCCAACAUGUCACUUGCAGUCGUCGGUAUAUGCGUUAGCCGAGUUUGCGUCUACGAUACUCAAGUACGAGCUUUACUAGGUAAAGUAAAGGGUUCACAGUUCGAUAAUGCUGUAUUGGUGGAAAAGCUCUGGGAGAAAAGGGGCUAAAGAAAAGUGGAUACAUACAAAAGGGGGGACUAGCUAUACGCAUCCCAUAGUAAAUGAAGAAUGAUCGAAAAC